Schistosoma guineensis is the source of this 2002-nucleotide messenger RNA. The record is from the annotation of a GenBank genome assembly. Lineage: Eukaryota; Metazoa; Platyhelminthes; Trematoda; Strigeidida; Schistosomatidae.
AUGGAUUCUAAUGAAGAGGAAUAUGGUACGACAUUUUUAAAAUCCGAUAGAAACAAACCAAAUGAGAAUACAGAUUAUGAAAUGAAAAUAACUAAUCAAGACAAAAAGAGGGAAACAAAUAGAAGAAAUAAAUUAUCUAAGGUUAAGAAAUGGAUAAUGAAUUUAGAUAAUUUAUUUGUUACAUUCACUGUAUUAGCUGUUAUAUUGGGUAUGACAAUUGGUUUAUUAGUUAAAAUUUAUGCAUCACCAUCACCAAGAACAAUCUAUCUUUUAUCAUUUCCUGGUGAAUUAUUAAUGAAUAUGUUGAAAAUGUUAAUUAUACCAUUGAUUGUAUCUAGUUUAAUAGCAGGACUUGCUGGUUUAGAUCCAAAAUCAAGCGGAAAAAUUGGCUCAUAUGCAUUGAUUUAUUAUGUAGUAACUACAAUGCUUGCAGUUAUACUUGGUAUUGGUCUAGUUUUAUGCAUACAUCCAGGUGAUACAUCAAUUAAAGAUGAAAUAGGCGAAGGAACAAUAGAGGAACGUAGACCUGAAACAUUGGAUUCUUUACUGGAUUUAUUAAGAAAUCUAUUUCCGGAAAAUGUAGUACAAGCAUGUUUACAGCAACAACAAAGUAGUUACGUCACAGUUGUUAAGCGUCCGAAGUAUAUUCGAUUAACUGAUGGAAACAAUGGUACAUUGAAUAUGGAAAACAAAACAAAACUAAUCAGCUAUGAAGCCAUAAAACCGAAAUAUGUGGAUAGUACUAAUGUUUUAGGAUUGGUGUCAUUCUCAAUUAUAUUUGGUAUAAUACUUGGUCAAAUGGGUGAUCGUGCUGUAACUAUGGUACAAUUUUUCUCUGUUCUUAAUGAAGUUGUCAUGAGAAUGGUACAAGUUAUUAUGUUAUAUUCACCAUUUGGUAUAUUCUUUCUAAUAUUAAGUAAAAUGUUAGAAAUUGAAAAUUUAAGUGAUACAGCAAAAGCAUUAGGUUUAUAUAUGAUAACUGUAGUUACUGGUUUGGCUAUACAUUUACUUGGUACAUUAGCAUUACUCUAUUAUUCGGUAACAAGAAAAAAUCCAUUCACAUUCUAUAAAGGUUUAUUUCAAGCUUGGAUUACAGCACUUGGAACUGCAUCCAGUGCAGCUACUCUACCAAUUACAUUUCGUUGUUUAGAACAAAAUCUAGGCAUUGAUAAACGUGUAACACGUUUUGUUCUACCUAUUGGUGCAACAAUCAAUAUGGAUGGAACUGCACUAUAUGAAGCUGUUGCAUCAAUUUUCAUUGCACAAAUUAAUGGAAAAUAUUUGACAAUUAUUGAAGUAUUUAUUGUAAGUUUAACAGCAACGUUGGCAGCAAUAGGAGCGGCGAGUGUUCCAAGCGCUGGUUUAGUUACUAUGAUGUUAGUGCUUACAUCUGUUGGAUUGCCUACAAAAGAUAUUUCUUUAAUUUUAGCGGUUGAUUGGUUACUUGAUCGAAUUCGUACUUCAAUCAAUGUAAUGGGUGAUGCAGUUGGAGCUGGUAUAGUUAAUCAUUUAUGUUAUAAAGAAUUAGCUCAAAAAGAUGCUGAAAUUGAUAAAGAAAUAGAUGAAGUUGUAGAAGAAUAUACACGUGAAUUAUCUAAUGUAACUAAUAUAACAGAUCGUGAAAAACGUAAUUCAUCUAGUAUAGGUCGUCAUAAUAAAAAACGUAUGAGUUUAGCUGCAGCAAUGCGUUUACAAGAAAAUACAUCACCACUUGGUACAGUUAUGCCAAAUCAAUCAACAAUAAAUGAACCAGAAUCACCAACAUCUAAAUCAUAUUUACCAAUGAAUAUACAUCCAAAUGAUAAAAAUGAUAAUUAAUUAAUUCAUAAUUACAUUUCUAUUAUUGAAUACCUUGAUAGUUUAAGUAUAUUACUUUAUUGAAGUUCUUUAUGAUACUAUCUCACAUUUGUUUUUUCUUUUCUUCUUUCAUUCUUCACCUUAUUUUCAUUCAAUAGAAUUAGACAUUUUAAACUGCUCAGUAACUCGCUUUUUCUUUUUUUUU